Poeciliopsis prolifica (blackstripe livebearer) is the source of this 2483-nucleotide messenger RNA. It is a transcript of the gene tmed5, whose product is annotated as transmembrane p24 trafficking protein 5. The transcript has 4 exons. Gene Ontology annotation, biological process: Golgi organization; intracellular protein transport; endoplasmic reticulum to Golgi vesicle-mediated transport. Lineage: Eukaryota; Metazoa; Chordata; Actinopteri; Cyprinodontiformes; Poeciliidae. The coding region runs from base 172 to 867 and encodes 231 amino acids. The record is from RefSeq and is a predicted model, not a curated record. Gene Ontology annotation, cellular component: endoplasmic reticulum; Golgi apparatus; endoplasmic reticulum-Golgi intermediate compartment.
GGCGGGGUCCUGACGCGCUGGCAGUCUGCGCUGAGGCUGAGCACAGUUCAACAGAAGUCAACUUUGGGUGAACGUCAGAACAUUUCACCGAAGUAUUUGCUUCAUCCCUGUGACUCUGCGUUUGGCCGCUGAAGCACAACUUUAGCUUUUUGGACUCUCGGGACCACAGCGAUGAGCAUGGAGCCGGUCCGGAUGGUUCUGUGUCUGCUGUCCGUGUUUAUCUCGCUGCUCUCGGACCGGUUGGUGGUGUUGGCUUCCUUCUCCCAGGCUAUGGACAGCGACUUCACCUUCAGCUUACCUGCUGGCCGGAAGGAAUGCUUCUACCAAACCAUGAAGACAGAGGCCUCCCUGGAGAUUGAAUAUCAGGUGUUAGACGGUGCCGGUCUCGACGUGGACUUCUCCAUCUCUUCUCCUUCCGGCCAGUUGCUCUUCAGCGAUCAGCGCAAGUCAGACGGCGUCCACACCGUGGAAGCUCAUGAGGACGGGGACUACGCGUUUUGCUUCGACAACACGUUCAGCUCCAUAUCCGAGAAGCUCGUCUUCUUCGAGCUGAUCCUGGACAACAUGGAUCAGGAGGAAGACCCAGACAACUGGAAGGAGCACAUCAUUGGGACAGAUUCGCUGGACAUGAAGCUGGAGGACAUUCUGGAUACCAUCAACAACGUGAAGUCUCGCCUGGGAAAAAGUGCGCAGAUCCAGACGCUGCUACGGGCGUUUGAGGCUCGCGACCGGAACCUCCAAGAGAGCAACUUUGACAGAGUGAACUUUUGGUCGGUGGUCAACCUCGUCGUGAUGAUGGUGGUGUCGGCCGUCCAGGUCUAUUUAGUCCGCUCACUGUUCGAGGACAAGAGGAAAAUUCGCACAUAACGUCGCCUGGGGCUGGACGGACACAAACCAUGAAACUAACACACGUUAACACAGUUACAUUAGGGACGCUUUUUUUGUUUGUUUGUUUUUGUUUUCCUCAGCAUCAUUCUGUCUUUCAGAUGUUUGCAGAAACCAAUAGUGGUUCAGGACUGAUUGGCCACUGUUGUUGCUUCAGGUUUUCUGUCCACCGGAGCUUGGGAAUGGAUCACAAGUGUCGACUAGCCAUACCUCCACUCGACAACCUUUUUACAAGAAAAAUGUUUUCUCUCUUUAUAGCUUUAUACUGUUUUAAGGUCCUUCUUAGCUGCUGUAGUGGUUUACACAACACGUCAUAACAAGUUUACGAUAUGCAACUACUUUUCUACUAGAGCAGGAGCGUUACCAGGCCAGUGGCCAAUUUGCAAAUAUUGUCUCGCUAUUUUUAUUUUUUUUUCCUGAGUGAAGGUAGUUGAAGUUGUCACUUGCUGCUGGGAUAACUUAUUUUUGCCAAACAGUUUGGUAGCAUGUCUUAAUUACUCUGGAGAGAGAAAAAAAAUCUACAUGUCAGUUUUGAACUCAUCUCUGAGGUCUGUGAAGUUGGCAGCAAGUAUGAAUGCUGUUGAAAAUUAGACGUGCUUUGUUCCCACACAGCUGCCGAACAGUCAGGUGUGUGGAUUAGUGGGGUGGGGCUGCGCUGGAGCGGAUGAGACGGGGUCCGCGGCGUCCACAGGCCUUCACGUCCUGCUGUGAAGGCCUGUGGCUGCUGGUGGGUGUCUGCUUACAGCCCACCUACUCUGUGAAGACGGCGGGUCCGCUUGUCUGUCUAGUGACAGAGGGCUAUUUCUGUGUGACUGACACCUGGAAGGUCAAUGCCACACCUGCUCAGUUUAACAUGAUCCUCUACAACAUCAGCAUACUCUUAGAUGCUUCUAUCUGUGCUAAAUCUAUACUUAAAAAAAAAAACUGUCAUGAUUAUUGCACUGCCUUUGAAAAACAUUUUUAACAAAUUGACUUUGGGCCCUGGAUCUUUGGAGGUGGGUUAGACGAAGAACAGAGGUCCAUCUCAGACCACCUACUGAAGGUCUUUGUUUGUUUUGGGUUUUUUUUUUGCAUUUUCUCUGUUAAAAUUUUGCUGAUUUAAAAAAAAAAUCCCUAAAGGUUUUCUUUAUACUUGACUUCACUGUUAAAUAACUUAUGCUAUAAGAGUAAAGACACAUCAUGAGAUCAGGCCUUUACUUCAGAGCCUUAUGUUUAAAGUGCAUAACACCAAACAUUUACUAGCUGUGUUAAUAUUAUGCAAAUUAAAUGGGUAACUUGUUCCCCUUUUGUUUGUCUUUAAUCUAUACGAAGCGCUCAUCUGCUCAGCUUUCAUCACUGUGUGGAUAUGUUUGUUAAGAUUAUGGUAUUCUUAUAAAAGAUUGAUUUAAAAUGAUUUUGCAAUCAUAGUAGAUUUAAAAAUUUCCAGUAGUAUUUCUUUGUUACUGAGAAGGAAUAAAGUACUCUGUUACUCUUUUAAAACAUAUAUUUUCUACUAUUUUGAUGAAGCAGUGGAGGCAGGUUGAGGGAACAUGGCAUUUAUUCCACCAAUGUCCUGCACUUGUAGAUGUGUCUAAAUUAAACAAGUCUAUCUUUUCUGA